AUGUUCCGCCAAAGUGUUCGGCGAUUUGCCACUACAGCAGCUCGUGCUGCCCGAGAGGGAUCCACCGCAUAUGCUACCAAGGUGUCAACCUCCCAGGGCGUUGUCAAUGGAUUGACCGAAGCAAUUGGCAACACCCCUCUCAUUCGAUUGAAGAAGCUCUCUGAGCAGACCGGUUGCAAUGUUCUCGGCAAAGCGGAAUUCCAAAACCCCGGAGGCAGUGUGAAGGAUCGCGCGGCGCUGUUCGUCGUGAAGGACGCCGAGGAAAAGGGCCUCCUCAAGCCCGGUGGUACCGUCGUCGAAGGAACCGCUGGCAACACUGGAAUUGGACUUGCGCACGUGUGCCGGUCCAAGGGCUACAAGCUGGUCAUCUACAUGCCCAACACCCAGUCACAGGGCAAGAUUGACCUGCUCCGCCUUCUGGGUGCGGAGGUGUAUCCCGUCCCCGCAGUGGCCUUUGACAACCCCCAAAACUACAACCACCAGGCGCGCAGGCACGCCGAGUCCUUGGACAAUGCGGUCUGGACUAACCAGUUCGAUAACACUGCCAACCGCCAAGCUCACAUUGACACCACCGGUCCUGAAAUCUGGGCUCAAACCGAGGGAAAGAUCGACGCUUUCACCUGCGCUACCGGAACUGGUGGUACCCUGGCUGGUAUCACCCGCUACCUCAAGACUGCCAGUGAUGGCCGUGUCAAGAGCUUCCUUGCCGAUCCCCCCGGCAGUGUCCUCCACAGCUACAUCCAAAGCGGUGGCACCCUGAUUGACCGCUCUGGUAGCAGUAUCACUGAGGGUAUUGGUCAGGGCCGUGUCACCGAUAACCUCCAGCCUGAUAUCGACCUGUUGGAUGGCUCCGUGAACAUCAGUGACGAGAAGACCAUUGAAAUGGUUUACCGCUGCUUGGACGAGGAAGGUCUGUACCUCGGUGCCAGCUCUGCUAUGAACGUGGUGGCUGCUAAGGAAGUUGCUGAGAAGCUGGGUAAGGGCAACACCGUUGUCACCAUCCUCUGCGAUGGCGCAUACCGCUACGCCGACCGCCUGUUCUCCGGCAAGUGGCUGGAGAGCAAGAACCUGCGUGCCUCUAUCCCCAAGCACUUGGAGAAGUACAUCGUGCUUCCUUAA
This is a messenger RNA of Penicillium salamii, 1119 nucleotides long. NCBI's taxonomy places the organism in Eukaryota, Fungi, Ascomycota, Eurotiomycetes, Eurotiales, Aspergillaceae. The record is from the annotation of a GenBank genome assembly.